AUUGAAUUUAAAUACAUUGUCAAAUAAAAAGACAAUUAAGUUUUUCCUCUUUUCUUUUUUUGAAUGGUUUUCCAUGCAAUGGAAAUAAUUUCGUAGAGUAUACAAAUUUUUGGUCCAACCAUCUAUAUACUUUAUUCCUUAUUAUCCAGUCGAAAAAAAUUCUGUGGCCAUCAGUCACUUGUCUUGUUUUAAUUGAUUAAUUAACAAUAUGUCACAGCGCCAAUUUUUCCUCUGUUUUUGUUCCCAUCAUCUGUAAGAAUUGUGCACCAACUUAAACUCUACCCACCAGCUUAGCUUAUCAUCAUCCUAAAGAAUUCAUUUGGUUGAGUGAGUAAUCAUGAAUGACACAGUGGACAAGUUAGUGAUCUUUCUUGCAAAGAGAGAUGGAAUUGAUAAGCUGGUAAAGACGUUUCAGUACGUUUCCAAGCUCGCCCACUGGCACCUGGAAGCCACGAAUCCUGAACUCGCCAAGAGAGCCAAGAACUGGGAAGUUGCAUCCGGGUUGAGCCGGAAGGCGUUCCGGAGCGGCCGAUUCCUCACCGGUUUCAAUGCUCUGAGGAGGAAUCCGGGUUCAACUCCGGCCCUGAGGUUCUUAGCCGUUCUGGCAAAUGCAGGGGAAAUGGUCUAUUUUUUCUUUGACCAUUUCCUCUGGGUAUCCAGAAUCGGAGUGUUGGAUGCGAAAUUCGCCCGGAGGAUGAGCUUCAUAUCCGCAUUCGGUGAGUCAUUCGGUUACGUAUUUUUCAUUGUGUCUGAUUUUAUACUCAUCAGGGAAGGCAUCAAGGCACAGAGGAAGCUGGUUUUAAUGAAGGAUAAUAAAAAGGGUAGUGAAGAUGAAGAAGAAGAAGAGAAUCCAGAGAUGGAUGUUGAAGUUGUAAAGGAGAAGUUGAAGAAUAUCAGAGUUGAUAGGGUGAUGAGAUUGAUGGCUGUAGCAGCUAAUGUUGCAGACCUUAUAAUUGCAUUGGCUGAUAUUGAACCAAAUCCUUUCUGCUGUCAUGCUGUUUCCCUUGGGAUUAGUGGUUUGGUUUCUGCUUGGGCUGGAUGGUACAGAAACUGGCCUUCUUGAUGUAUCAUUCCCAGAUAGGAGUAUUUUUUUUUUUUUUUUUUUAAUUAGAUUACUCAUAAGGACUUAUUCAGUUGAAAAACAUGCAUGAGAAAAAAGUGGUUUAUAAAUUUUCCCUUUUAUGAUUAUGUAUGCAAUUUACCAAAGCUUUGAAAGGAAAGACACGGAAAUUCGUCUUCGUCAGAGACUUUUUUUUUUUAAUCAAUUACAAGAGCGUUCCAAUUAUGCAAAGUGUUUUCUAUGUGCAAUUUGCUUUACCUAGGUAUAUCUCAGUCCAAAAUUUUAGCAUUCUCUACACUAUAAGUAUGACUUGCAAAUAAGUUACCAAAAUACAAUUGAUGUCAGUGUAUCACUAGAAGUCUGUCUUUAAUUUAGUACUAUUUUAAAGGGGAUAGAAUCGUAUUUAUGGCGUCGAAUCCCGCAAGGGAGGAAGGCCCUGAGUUUGGUGACUUUUGGUCUAGCGUCACUCGUGUUUUGUUUGGUGUAUUUGGCCCAAAACAAGUUUCCAAUUGAAUUUUGAAAGGUAGAGUGGAAUGGUUGAGGAUAUAUCAGAUUUUUUUUUUAUUUAUUCUUUUAUUUUUCGACCCUGUAUUUGAAAUCAUUACUCCGACUAAUCCGGAUUCAAGUCAGGUAGGUCCACCGUCUAUAUAUCAGAAUUUUUAAUGGCAUAUUAUAUUUUGAGAUGUCACUUUAUAUUCCUACUACUAUAUACAGCCUCCGGUCCUUAAUAUAAUGCAUUUUGAUUUGUCAUAAAUUUCACACAGUACACAUUUUUAAUUGACG
Molecule: messenger RNA, 1843 nt
Organism: Oldenlandia corymbosa var. corymbosa
Lineage: Eukaryota; Viridiplantae; Streptophyta; Magnoliopsida; Gentianales; Rubiaceae
Source: the annotation of a GenBank genome assembly